AUGGAUUCUUCCAAAGAAAAUAGCAUCCGCAAUUCGAUUACGACAUCUCCUCCCUCUGGUUUUUUAAGUUUACCUCGCAAAGUCCGUGACGAUAUCUACCAAAGGCUGCUUAUCGUUGCGCAUCCAUUAUAUCUUUUUCAGGAGAAAGGUGCGGAAGCGGUCGAGAUGUUUGCCCCGGACAGACCAUUCCGAUGGCUUGCGUUACUUUAUACCAAUCGACAGAUACACGAAGAGGCUUGCGCGGUGUUGUACCAGUUGAAUAAUUUUACUUUUAUGAAUACAACACAGCACCAGGCUAACCUUCUACAAUCCUUUCUGACUUGUAUCGGGUCUAUAAACGCAAGUCAUCUAUCUCAUAUAUGCAUCAACUUUCCGGUCGCAGAGAAUGUAAAAGAUCAACCAGAAAAUAUAAUACUCAGAGAAGAUGAUUUGCGUAGUCUCAAGCUUCUUCAAGAGAAGUGUACCAAACUGACAACACUGGAAGCACUCGUGUAUAGCUACAAUCCUAUCGGCUUGGCCAAGGCGAGCCAGGACUCAGAUGACUUGCGAUUAAUCCAAGAGGUCUUCUCGCAGGUCAACAGGCAAUUUAAUGCCAUUCCUUCACUUAAAAAGAUCAUCGUCAGAUUCUACAAUGGAUCUCCUACUCAUGAAGUGAAGGAGAUGAUGCAACAGCUUCAGUGGAUUGUCUCGUUUGGAUGA
Messenger RNA from Botrytis porri, 699 nucleotides. RefSeq lists its product as uncharacterized. Lineage: Eukaryota; Fungi; Ascomycota; Leotiomycetes; Helotiales; Sclerotiniaceae. The coding region runs from base 1 to 699 and encodes 232 amino acids. The transcript has a single exon. The record is from RefSeq and is a predicted model, not a curated record.